AAAAAAAAACCCUGUUUGUUUGUUUGUUAAUUUUUUUUUCAUUUAUUUUUGGGCUUUGUAGUUUAAUUUUGAGAUUAAGUUAUUUGCUUGAUGUUGGGAGAUCUAAAGUAAAAAGAAAUUGAGUAGUUUUUCUUGUAAAGUUUGGUGUCCAUAAACAGUUAAGUUUUCUUAGGUAAAGGUUCUGAAUUUGUUUCUACCUGUAUUUCAAGCCUUUUCAAUUAUUUACCCCUUUCUUUAUGGGUAUAAGUAGUUUUGGAGAUGAAUUGUGUAGAGAUUGUAGAUUUGUCUAGUGAUGAUGAACUUGGAGAGGUAGAUAUGAAGCCUGUUAAAUUAGAGCCUGGUGCCGUUGGGAGCACGAUAAAGCAGCAAAAUAACCAUAGAGUCCAACCUGUUGAGCUUCUUAAGUCCAAAAACCAACCUAGAAAACAAGUCUCUGAAGAAAAUAGAAGCUCAAAUAAUGGUCAAAGUAGUACUAGUGUUUUGGAACAAGGCCAGUCUCCAGGGGAUGACACAGGUGUUUCUUCAACGUCAGCUGUAUCACCGGCGCCAAUUUGUCGACAAUUCUGGAAAGCUGGGAGCUAUGAAGGGGGGCUUGGUUCCAAGGUCAUGCUACAAAAUAGCAACAAUUAUCUACAUGUGCACCCCUUGUUUCUUCAUUCAAAUGCCACUUCUCAUAAGUGGGCCUUUGGUGCUAUCGCUGAACUACUUGACAAUGCCAUUGAUGAGAUCCAAAAUGGGGCCACUUUUGUCAUUGUAGAUAAAACAUCAAACCCAAGGGAUGGGAGUGCAGCUUUGUUAAUUCAAGAUGAUGGUGGUGGAAUGGCCCCUGAAGCAAUGCGUCGCUGCAUGAGCUUUGGAUUUUCAGAUAAGAAGUCGAAAUCUGCAAUUGGACAAUAUGGCAAUGGUUUCAAGACUAGUUCUAUGAGACUUGGAGCAGAUGUGAUUGUUUUCAGCCGCCACUUAGACAACAGAUCUUUGACUCAAAGCAUUGGUCUUCUCUCUUAUUCAUUCUUGACAAGAACAGGUCAUGACAGAAUUGUAGUACCUAUGGUGGAUUAUGAGCUUAAUAUGUCAAGUGGCAGGUUGGAUGUGUUGCAUGGUAGAGAACAUUUUGCAUCUAAUCUUUCAAUUUUGUUGCAAUGGUCUCCAUAUUCAACAGAAGCUGAGCUUUUGAAGCAAUUUGAUGACAUUGGUUCUCAUGGCACAAAAAUUAUUAUCUACAAUUUAUGGCUCAAUAAUGAUGGGAGUUCAGAGCUAGACUUUGAUUCUGAUCCAAAGGAUAUUCGCAUUAGUGGAGAAACCAAAAAAGUUGAUACAAUUCCUGCUUGGAAAGCUGUAAAUGAACAACACAUUGCCAGCCGUUAUCAUCAUUCGCUUCGUGUAUAUUUGUCCGUCUUGUACUUGCGAAUUCCUGAAACUUUCAGGAUAAUAUUGCGAGGAGAAAUUGUUGAGCAUCAUAACAUUGCUGAUGAUCUGAAAUAUAUAGAGUAUAUCUUGUAUAAACCUCAAAGCGGUGGAUCUGUAGAGGCUGCAGUUGUAUCUACAAUUGGUUUUCUUAAAGAAGCUCCACAAGUUAAUAUCCACGGUUUUUGUGUCUACCACAAGAACCGUCUAAUUCUGCCAUUUUGGCAGGUUGUUAGCUAUUCAGACAGUCGAGGUAGAGGUGUGGUUGGUGUUUUGGAAGCUAAUUUUGUUGAGCCAACUCAUAACAAACAAGAUUUUGAGAGAACUUCCCUUUUUCAGAAGCUUGAAGGUCGCUUAAAGGAAAUGACGUGGGAAUAUUGGGAUUAUCAUUGUGGACUAAUUGGAUAUCAGGUCAAGAAAAAGUCUCGACCACCAGCAUCUCAUGUUCCGUCUCACUUUACAGGACAGAGCAGUGUGCAACACCCUGUUGGGUUGAAUCAAACUUCCAUGGCUGCUGAUAGAGCAAAAGCAGGGCAUGUAGAUGUUGGUGCGGAGCAAUCAAUCCCCAUCUCUCAUGGAAAAAGCAUGCAAGGACUGCCUAUGAAGAGGAAGGAACCUGGUGAUGUAGCAAAACUUGAAAAAGUGAAACGCCAGGCAGGGAUUUGUGGCAACACAUUUCUACAGCCUGCCAGUCAAGAAACUCUUAACUUGAUGCAAGAAAACAAGAAACUUUCUGCAAAAUGCUUGGAUUAUGAGAAGAGAGUUGAAGAACUGAACUUCAAGGUGGAAGAGCUUAGAAAUGAAGUGGGAGAGGUUCAGCGCGAAUAUGAACGACUGUUGGCAGAACUGAAGUACUUGGAUAUUGUAAAAGAUGAGAAGGAUGUAAAAACGUGAAAUUUUCUUCUCAUUGUUCGAUUCUUUUAUUUGUAAAACAAUGUUGUUGUAUCUCAGUGUAUCCAAUGAUCUCUUUAAGUGUAAUCCUUUUAGAUGGCUGACAUUUGAUGUCA
Durio zibethinus is the source of this 2411-nucleotide messenger RNA. It is a transcript of the gene DMS11, whose product is annotated as Histidine kinase-, DNA gyrase B-, and HSP90-like ATPase family protein. Gene Ontology annotation, cellular component: nucleus. Gene Ontology annotation, molecular function: ATP hydrolysis activity. The record is from RefSeq and is a predicted model, not a curated record. Lineage: Eukaryota; Viridiplantae; Streptophyta; Magnoliopsida; Malvales; Malvaceae.